GAAGCACAUGAUGGCUUUUCUAACUCUGACACUAUAAAGGAAAAUCAAGUCAAUAAUGUUUUUAUCUUGGCAUUACUAAUCAAAUUCUUUUGUCAUUACUCGAUAACCACUGAAGUAUUUGUAAAGGGGACUUCCUAAAUAGUAAUUGAUUUACUUCGCCUAUUUCAUCACCUGGUGAUUAAGGAGUGGUAUUAUGAUGAUAAAAAUACCACCAUGAUGAAAAAUCGUAUGCAGGUGUUAAUUCUUGGGGUUGACCUUCUGACAGAUAUCGAAUUGCUCAUGAGUCUGCAAGUGAGUAGCGAUCAUUCUGGACUGAUUAAUGUAAUGGUUUGGUUGGGAAAAUCAAUUUUUUUUGCGGUUGCUUAUCUAACAUUAAGUUUUGGCUGCAGACAAAUCAAAUUUUCGCUGAUUUUCGUUCCAAUAUUAGCAAUUGAAUUGUAUUUCCUGUUGAUUGUGGCCAUGCAUGCACAAAAUACAUCUUAAAUGUUGAUAUCCCUAAUGAAUUAGUCGUCAAAAUUAUAAAUAAAGUUUUAUGUGCUAUUAAACAAUCCCUCAAAAAAUAAACACAAUCGUAAAAUUAAUGAUUUGCCAUGGGAACAACUCGUUUAAACCAGAUGAGUGGUGUGCGAAGUGCGAGGGAAUCGAGAUGGAGGGCCAGCUGGGAAUGCCUUUAGCCUAUCGACGUUUCCCUUUUGCAAUUAACAUUUGUGGAACACACGUAAUUACAAGAUUACGAUAAGUGAUAAGCGUCCCGCAAGAGGAUGAAGAAGAUGGCCAAAAGCCGUUGGACGGGUAGCAUUGCUGUUGUUGUUGCCUUUUGUGGCAGUUGCAUAUUUGCAUAUGCAGACCACGCUGGAUAUGGUAGCCAAUUUGCUGGCAAUGCCAAAGCCGAUUACGCAUUUGCACAGAGAACAAAAUUGUAUAUAUGAUAUAAGUUGAUGCUUCCUUAUUUAAAAAGUUUUGAGAUAAUCUUUUUACAAACUUGUGAACCUACUAGGCUAUAUUUUUAAAAAAUUCUAUUAAAACGUAUAAGUUUAGUUUCCCAGUUUACCUACAAGAUGCCGCCAAUACAUGAUACUAAACAAAACCAAGGCUUGGAAAUAAAAUGUUUCAAGAGAUAAAUAACCUCUAUCUUCAGUUUCCAUUCCUCAAUCUAUCAAUUUCAUUUAAAUGGUAAAUAAUGAUGCAUUUUUCUCCGUGAAAACACAGAAACAUUUCCACCCAGGACAGAGGUCAGUGCCAGGCCAAGCCGCCCACACAAAUCAGCGGCCAGAGGAGGGCGGCGGCGUUGAUGAGGAUGAUGCGAUGAUGAUGUUGAUGUUGAUACUGCUGCUGCUGCUGCAUUGCAACCAAUCUGCUGGCCAACACAGAUGCAUUACACAAACGCACACAUCCAUUUCGGACAGACCACACCACAACAUUAUUGUUUAAAUUGCAAAGUGAUACAUUUGUGCCGGCGGACCGAGAGUUUGUCUUUGGUUUUAGCAGUUUGCAUACGGAAUGCAGAUGGGUCCCAGGAUGAUUGGGUUAGUUAAAGCCCAAUUGUGUUUGCUAUGCGUUCGGACGCUUUAUUGUGCCGGUUUUCAGCAGAAGUAUUAAUUUAGGACUGUUUUCGUUGCAGUUCUCAAGAGGGAGUAUGACUAUAACAAUGCCUAAAGUGACUAUAAUAAAUAGAAUUUAUUUAAAUUACAGAACAUUUAAGCCAGCUUAGGGUCAUAUUAACAAUUCGUUUAAUUAAAGGCUUAUAUGAUUUAAAUUAUAAUUUAUACCCUUACAAUAUGUAAAGUAAGCUUGAAAAUGAAGCCUCUAACUACUUCUACUAAGCUGGUUAAUAGUUAAUUGUGUUAUGCAUUUUUAAUUGGACAAUUUGCAGAUAGUAGCAGAUAAUGGUCCCUUGAUAAUUCCCGAGAAGAAAGAUAAAGUGUCGCAAGUGUUGACAGGCAUACUAAGCCAAUGUCAGCGCUCGUGGAAAGUGGAACGUGGUGCACACAUAAAUGAAAUCAAAAUCAAUGUCAACAACAGUG
Messenger RNA from Drosophila rhopaloa, 2024 nucleotides. RefSeq lists its product as uncharacterized. The record is from RefSeq and is a predicted model, not a curated record. Lineage: Eukaryota; Metazoa; Arthropoda; Insecta; Diptera; Drosophilidae.